AUGGCCAUUGAACUUCCCGAGCACGAAGGUGGGGAAGAAAAACUUAGAGCACUGCCAUGGUCAAUGCCCAAAAUCUUGAUCGACGGAGGUAGUUUUGUUGAAAUCUUGUUCUACGAAACAUUCAAACAGAUGGGACUUGUACCCUCUACCUAUAUCAUAUUUGGAUUCAAUGGCUCAUCCACCAUCCCAAGAGGAGAAGUAACUCUGGAGAUUCGUAUAGGAUCAAUCCUUACACUCACCACAUUCUACGUAGUGGACGUAAUUUCUCCAUACACUGCCAUCAUCGGGCUAUCCUGGAUCCAUGGGAUCAAAGGGGUUGCCUCGACGUACCAUCGGAAAAUAAGGUUUCAUACAACCGGUGGAAUCGCUAAAAUCCAAGGUGAUUCGGACGAAGCUAAAUAA
Papaver somniferum (opium poppy) is the source of this 402-nucleotide messenger RNA. RefSeq lists its product as uncharacterized. NCBI's taxonomy places the organism in Eukaryota, Viridiplantae, Streptophyta, Magnoliopsida, Ranunculales, Papaveraceae. The record is from RefSeq and is a predicted model, not a curated record. The transcript has a single exon. The coding region runs from base 1 to 402 and encodes 133 amino acids.